AUGUGGCAGCUUGAGGGUAAAAUUCCCAAUUCUUCAGAUUGGGCUGGGCUCCGUGGUCGUGCCCAGGGCUCCGUGGUCGUGCCCAGGGCUCCGUGGUCGUGCUCAGGGCUCCGAGGUCGUGCCCAGGGCUCCGUGGUUGUGCCCAGGGCUCCGUGGUUGUGCCCAGGGCUCCGUGGUCGUGCCCAGGGCUCCGUGGUUGUGCCCAGGGCUCCGUGGUCGUGCCCAGGGCUCCGUGGUCGUGCCCAGGACUCCGUGGUCGUGCCCAGGGCUCAGUGGUCGUGCCCAGGGCUCCGAGGUCGUGCCCAGGGCUCCGAGGUCGUGCCCAGGGCUCCGUGGUUGUGCCCAGGGCUCCGUGGUCGUGCCCAGGGCUUCCUGCUCUUGUGCUCCUUGCGGCACCCCCUUCCCCCCGACCCUCCCUCCUCCUUUCUCCUUGUUCCUCUUAUUGCUGCUGUACCUCCUGCUGCUGCUAGUGAUCUUGCUGUACCUCCUGCUGCUGCUAGUGAUCUUGCUGUACCUCCUGCUGCUGCUAGUGAUCUUGCUGUACCUCCUGCAGCUGCUAGUGAUCUUGCUGUACCUCCUGCUGCUGCUAGUGAUCUUGCUGUACCUCCUGCUGCUGCUAGUGAUCUUGCUGUACCUCCUGCUGCUGCUAGUGAUCUUGCUGUACCUCCUGCUGCUGCUAGUGAUCUUGCUGUACCUCCUGCUGCUGCUAGUGAUCUUGCUGUACCUCCUGCUGCUGCUAGUGAUCUUGCUGUACCUCCUGCCGAUGAUGAUCUUGCUGUACUUAUUGUCGGAGUCUUCUUGAAGGAUGUAUAUGGUCCGCAAGAUCCAGUCAGCACCUUCUACGUCACACAAGCCAAGACUACUUCUGGAAAAGACUACCAACAAGAGGUGUUGCUCUCCUACAUAUGCGACAAUGUCUUGUCAAAGGUUGGAGGUCAGCGCUUGGGGCUAGCCUCGCCCAAUUUUGCAGGUAUUGACAACAUGGAUGUGUUGACCUCUAGCAGUAUUGACAACAAGGAUGUGUUGACCCCUAGCAGUAUUGACAACAAGGAUGUGUUGACCCCUAGCAGUAUUGCCAGCACGGAUGUAUUGACCCCUAGCAGUAUUGACAACAUGGAUGUGUUGACCCCUAGCAGUAUUGACAGCACGGAUGUAUUGACCCCUAGCAGUAUUGACAACAAGGAUGUGUUGACCCCUAGCAGUAUUGACAGCACGGAUGUAUUGACCCCUAGCAGUAUUGACAACAUGGAUGUGUUGACCCCUAGCAGUAUUGACAGCAUGGAUGUGUUGACCUCUAGCAGUAUUGACAACAUGGAUGUGUUGACCCCUAGCAGUAUUGACAGCAUGGAUGUGUUGACCUCUAGCAGUAUUGACAACAUAGAUGUGUUGACCCCUAGCAGUAUUGACAACAUGGAUAUGUUGACCCCUAGCAGUAUUGACAACAUGGAUGUAUUGACCUCUAGCAGUAUUGACAACAUGGAUGUGUUGACCCCUAGCAGUAUUGACAGCAUGGAUGUGUUGACCUCUAGCAGUAUUGACAACAUAGAUGUGUUGACCCCUAGCAGUAUUGACAACAUGGAUAUGUUGACCCCUAGCAGUAUUGACAACAUGGAUGUAUUGACCCCUAGCAGUAUUGACAACAUGGAUGUAUUGACCCCGUGUCGGCCGGGAGUUCAACCUUUCUCAGUUUGA
This is a messenger RNA of Procambarus clarkii (red swamp crayfish), 1692 nucleotides long. Lineage: Eukaryota; Metazoa; Arthropoda; Malacostraca; Decapoda; Cambaridae. The record is from RefSeq and is a predicted model, not a curated record.